AGGAGGCGGAACCAGGCCAACAGUCGGUGCGUGCGUGAGUUGAUACGGGUUCACUAUUGUGAGUGGAAGUUGUGCAGUGCAUCUCAACCAGCCCCUAGUGUGGAGUGGUACUGUGUGUUACCCUUUACUCGAGCAUCAUGCAGAGAGUUUCACGUCUGAAAAGAGAGCUGCAAAUGCUAGCCACUGAGCCACCUCCAGGCAUCACAUGCUGGCAAGAAAAAGACCAGAUGGAUGACCUGCGAGCUCAAAUAUUAGGUGGAGCCAACACACCUUAUGAGAAAGGUGUUUUUAAGCUUGAAGUCAUCAUUCCUGAGAGGUACCCAUUUGAACCUCCACAGAUCCGAUUUCUGACUCCCAUCUAUCAUCCCAACAUUGAUUCUGCUGGUAGGAUUUGUCUGGAUGUCCUCAAAUUGCCACCAAAAGGUGCUUGGAGACCAGCCCUCAACAUCGCAGCCGUGUUGACCUCUAUUCAGCUGCUCAUGGCGGAACCCAACCCUGAUGAUCCCCUGAUGGCUGACAUUUCCUCAGAAUUUAAAUAUAAUAAGCCAGUCUUCCUGGAGAAUGCCAAGCGGUGGACAGAGAAGCAUGCAAAACAAAAGCAGAAGGCUGACGAGGAAGAUGUGCUGGAUAAUUUACCAAAGGCCAGUAACUCUGAAAUAGACAACUCAACACAAAAAAGGAAGGCUGGGCAGCUAGGAGGUGUAGAAAAGAAAUUUUGCCCUGAUGAUCGAGAAGUUUGUCCUGAUCCAUCUUAGUUAAUGCAUUUUUGCAAGAUGGUCUAAUUUGCUUACCUUUCUUGAAUGUUUUUCUUUGUUUUGGGUGACAUUGUAAUUGUUGUACCCUAUA
Molecule: messenger RNA, 846 nt
Organism: Fukomys damarensis (Damara mole-rat)
Lineage: Eukaryota; Metazoa; Chordata; Mammalia; Rodentia; Bathyergidae
Gene: Ube2t
Product: ubiquitin conjugating enzyme E2 T
Exons: 7
Coding region: 138-755 (205 amino acids)
Source: RefSeq, a predicted model, not a curated record